AAGUUGUUGGAGGAGGAGACAGAGAGGUCAGAGACAGAGACGAGAAGGCCUUUGCUUUGCUUUUCUUUUCCUUUUGAAAAAGCAAAGUUAAGAAACAACCCCUUUUAGAUUCUUCUGCUGCUUCUUCAACUUGUCCUACUACUACUACAACCUUAUUAUCUCUUUACUCUCUCCCUCUCUCACAUAUAUACUUACUUAUCAGACUGCUUGGAGAAUCUUUGUUAGCAAUGGACCAGCAUUAACAUAUAUUUCUAUGUUCUUGUGAAACAUUGUUUUAUUUUUAAUCUUGAGAAUCUAAACUGAAACAAUGACGAAGAUCAGUCCUGAGUUUGAAGAGGAGAUGCAGACAGAAGAAGUCCUUCAGGUUUCAGUUGAUGUGAGCUUUGCUUCUAAUCAUUUUCCGAAGUAUAAAUUAGGAGCUGACAAUCAAAUUUUGGAAGAGCCAAAAGAGGACAACCAUGGUCCAUCCUUGAAGGAGGUUGUUGAACAGGAAACUGUCAGUCUGUCAGAGCAGCAUAAGCGUCUCUCAGUUCGUGACCUUGCAAGUAAAUUUGACAAAAACUUGUCUGCUGCUGCUAAGUUGUCUGAUGAGGCAAAGCUUAGGGAGGUGGCUUCUUUGGAGGGACAUGUUCUUUUGAAGAAGCUUAGAGAUGCAUUAGAGUCUCUAAGAGGCCGUUUGGCAGGACGAAACAAGGAGGAUGUGGAGAAAGCUAUCUCUAUGGUGGAAGCUUUAGCAGUUAAGUUGACUCAGAAAGAAGGAGAAUUGAUUCAAGAGAAGUUUGAAGUAAAAAAGCUAGCAAGCUACCUCAAACAGGCUUCUGAAGAUGCAAAAAAGUUAGUUAAUCAAGAGAAAUCUUUUGCUUGUGCUGAAAUUGAGAGUGCAAGGUCCGUAGUGCAGAGAAUUGGAGAGGCCCUUGAAGAACAAGAAAGAAAUACCCAGGCUUCUAAAAAGCAGGAUGUGGAGGAACUAAUAGAGGAGGUUCAAGAGGGAAGAAGAAUAAAAUUGUUGCAUCAGCCAAGCAAGGUGGUUGACAUGGAAUAUGAGCUUCGUGCACUAAGGGCUCAAAUUUGGGAGAAAUCUGUAUUUUCGGUUAAGCUUCAAAAAGAGCUGGCAAUACGCAAGAGGGAUGAGGAGAACAAAUUCCGUUUAUAUGUCUUAGAAGGUUCUGAAAAUUUAGGUUCAUAUCUAAAACUAAAGCCUUGCUCAGACAAGGCUCCACAACUUCCAAAUUGUUCAAUUCAGUGGUACCGCCUGUCAUCUGAAGGCACCUGGAAGGAAAUUAUUUCAGGUGCCAACAAAUCCAUCUAUGCUCCAGAACCCUUUGAUGUUGGACGAAUCUUACAAGCUGAAAUUGUUUCAAAUGGCCAAAAAUUGACAGUCACAACUUCUGGUCCCAUUGAUCCAGCUGCAGGACUUGGAAGUUAUGUAGAGACGCUUUUACGAAAAUCUAACACUGAAUUCAAUGUAGUUAUUUCCCAGAUGAAUGGACAAGAUCACGCAUCACACUCUGUUCAUGUAUUUCAUGUGGGAAAGAUGAGAAUAAAGCUCAGUAGAGGAUGGAUUACAAAGGCUAGAGAAAAUUAUUCCUUGUCAAUGCAGCUAUGUGGAGGUAGAGGUGAUAUUAAUAAUUCAGCCAAGGCAUUGUUUUGGCAAGCAAGGAAGGGCCUCUCGUAUGUAUUAACAUUUGAAUCAGAGCGAGACAGAAAUGCAGCUGUUAUGCUUGCCAGGAAAUAUGCUUUUGAUUGCAAUGUCAUGCUUGCUGGACCGGAUGAUCAAGUAUAGAAGUUAACAUUACUGACUGAGUUUUUUUAAUAUGCAAGUACAAUCAGAUUUUCACUGUGUGAGAGUAAGAUGUGUGCAUUUGUCUUGUCAUAAGAUCCAUCUUUGUUAUAGUAAUUGGGCUUGCACUAAUAGGGUUGAAUCAUUUUAGGCAUGGUUUUUUGUUUGCCUAAUCAUUUGUUGUAACCAAUUUACCAUUUCAAUAUUAAUGGUUUCAUUUGUGCGUUGUGGCUGAUUUGCAUAUAUUGGCAGUUGUGUAUAUGUUGGCA
Molecule: messenger RNA, 2049 nt
Organism: Quercus lobata
Lineage: Eukaryota; Viridiplantae; Streptophyta; Magnoliopsida; Fagales; Fagaceae
Product: stomatal closure-related actin-binding protein 3-like
Exons: 13
Coding region: 308-1783 (491 amino acids)
Biological process (GO): actin filament organization; regulation of stomatal movement
Molecular function (GO): actin binding
Source: RefSeq, a predicted model, not a curated record